UACCUUCAUUUUUUAAACUGUGAUUGUCGUGAUUGGUACGGCGGAUGCAAGGCGGACGGUGAAGAAUGGACUGAUGAAGGAACGUGGAAUUAUGAAUGCAACGGGAAGAAAGGAAAGGAAGCAACAUUCGUGGGAAAACAACUAAUAAAAUCUGGAAGUAAUGAAACAAUCAAUGGGUUCUGGUUCAGCUGUGACAUUAAUUCACAACGAAUUAAAUAUGAACAAGAGUCGCAUUGUAAUGUAAACUCAACAGACUAUCAUGUUGGUGAUCUGUUCAGAGAGGGUGUUUUCCAAUGGGUUUGUCUCGAUUCAGGACGAUGGGUCACAGGAUGCUUUUAUCGGAACGAAACUGGACAUUGGUUACUGCUGAAAGUCGGUGAAAUCGGCUACAAUGGUUUGAUAAAGCAUGUUUGUGACCGAUACACCGAUUCACCGGGUAUCGUGCAAUAUUAUGCUGCUGUUCGUGAUGACAUUCCGCACAAAAGUCCUCCGAAUAAAGGCAGAAAUAAGAAUCUCCCAGAUCCGAUCGAUAAUCGUCUCAAGAAAACGCCAAUUCGUUGGUGGCACGCAAAUGCAGCUCAUUUCAUCGAAAACGCAGAUGAUAGUUUCAGUUCAAAAAUUCGAUAUUUACCCCAAUCUCGUAAGCCAUGGAGCAAGUAA
Messenger RNA from Anisakis simplex (herring worm), 660 nucleotides. The record is from the annotation of a GenBank genome assembly. Lineage: Eukaryota; Metazoa; Nematoda; Chromadorea; Rhabditida; Anisakidae.